UGCCCGCGGAGCGAGCGCACAGCCGAAUUUUAAGCAUCAUUUCUCCAAAACCUUCCUGCAGUUUGUUGUUGUUGUGGAAAUAAAGGGGAUGCCGGUGCUUCGCGGCUGCUGCCCAGCGGAUGCUGGUGGUUGGGAUGUAACCGUGGCAGAGCCCCAGAUCUCCCUGGUGCUCCUGUCCCUCCCCGUGCUGGUGUUCAGGACCCCGGGGUGACAUCCUGCGCCGGUCCCGGCUCCGCUCGGAGCUAGAGGGCGGGAGCAACCCGCGCAAGGCACGGCAGCGCUGCCUCUUCCUCCCGAGUGCCUCCCUCGCCUCCUCGGGAUUUGCUGAUGCUGUUUCUCUCCCUUCACCUUUUACCUUCUUUUUUUUUUUUUUUUUAAUCUUUUUUUUUUGCUCCCAUUAGCGUGAAAACCUCGUUUGAUUGCCUUGGCAGCCGCCUCUGAGCUGUGCGAUGCCCCAGCCUUGGCAUUUCCCUGCUCCCACGAGACAGGACAACCCGUUCCCCAUCAGAAAUGGGCUUUGCCUUUAGGAUGCUCCGGUCUCUGGCUGCCGGUGAAUUUUGGGAGUUUUCCCAAGGGAUAGAGAAGGUUUUUUUGCUGGGGGUUGGAUCCUGGCCGGGGGGUGCCUUUCGCUGCUUGGAUGCAGCAGCCGCUGCCCCUCGGGGACCAAAGCCACCUCCUCGUGCCGUCAUCUCCCGCUCCCGACCAGCCACACGGGCUGUCCCCACCACCCCUGACCACAAUCCUGAAGCCAUUGCGGUUAGUCCCUAGACAGGACUUCCCUGCCUUCCCAUCCCCAGGCUCUCCUAGACCCUCAUCAGGCAUCAGGACCAAAGAUGCAGCUCGGAUUUCUCCUUCCCGGAGACGGUCAAAGCGGCCACUCCAGCCUGGGCGUUUCGGGACCAAAUGCACGGCGUGCCAGCAGGGCAUCCCCCCGACCCAGGUGGUCCGCAAGGCCCAGGACUUCGUGUACCACCUGCACUGCUUCGCCUGCAUCAUCUGCAGCCGGCAGCUGGCCACGGGCGACGAGUUCUACCUGAUGGAGGACGGGCGGCUGGUCUGCAAGGAGGACUACGAGACGGCCAAGCAGAACGAUGACUCCGAGGCGGGCGCGAAGCGGCCCCGGACCACGAUCACGGCCAAGCAGCUGGAAACGCUGAAGAACGCCUACAAAAACUCGCCCAAGCCCGCCCGCCACGUGCGGGAGCAGCUCUCCUCCGAGACCGGGCUCGACAUGAGGGUGGUGCAGGUGUGGUUCCAGAACCGGCGGGCCAAGGAGAAGCGGCUGAAGAAGGACGCGGGGCGGCACCGCUGGGGGCAGUUCUACAAGAGCGUGAAGCGGAGCCGCGGGGGAGGGAAGCUGGAGAAGGAGAGCUCGGCCGAGGACUGCGGCGUCAGCGACAGCGAGCUCAGCUUCCGCGGUGAGCGCGGCGGCCGAGCGGGGCCGGGGGGCCGCGGCGCUGCCCCCCGCGCUGACCCCCCGCCUCCGCUCUCCCUCCUGUCCCCGGCAGAAGACCAGAUCCUCUCCGAGCUCGGCCACAACAACAGGGUGUACGGCUCCGCGGGGGACGUGGCGGGCGGACAGUUGCUGAACGGCGGCUUCUCCAUGGAGGGCACGGGACAGACGUACCAGGACUUGCGGGACGGCAGCCCCUACGGCCUCCCGCAGUCGCCGUCCUCCAUCUCAUCCCUGCCGGCCCACCCGCCCUUGCUCAACGGGCUGGACUACGCCAUGGACGGCAGCCUGGGGCUGGUGGCCCACGGGGCGCAGGGGGUGAGUCAGACGCUGCGGGCCAUGGCCGGGGGGGGCCCCACCUCCGACAUCUCCACGGGCAGCAGCGUCGGGUACCCAGACUUUCCCACCAGCCCGGCCUCCUGGCUGGACGACAUGGAUCACCCCCCCUUCUAAGCGCUGCUCGCCCCCGCCCCGGCCCCCCGCGCUCCCCCCGGCCCGCAAGCGCAGCACCGAGGGCACCCGCCGGCGCUCGACCUUCCCAGGAGAUCCCGUGGGAAUUGGCCCUGGAGGGCUGGAGGGAGGGGGGCGGCGCUGGCGGUGCCUGGGGGGGCUGUGCUCGGGCGGGGGGCGCGGGUGCCUUUGGGUGUAAGCACAAGAGAGGUGGCGGCGCACGGGGACCCGGCCGCGGCGGGGCCGGCGGGAGGGACAGAAGAACAAUCAGGGUGGCAGAGUCCACCCCGGCACCCGCGCCGGCCCCGCACCCCCCGCCGAGCCCCGCUGCUAUCCUCAAGAGUUAUUUUUCGGUAUGGCGUUGAAACGCAGCUCGGCGCUGCCCGCAGCCUCCGCAGAAAGAGAAGUCUAUAUUGUAGAAGGGUUUAUUUUGCCGGGGACGCGUCCGGGCAGGGCCACUGCCCCGCUGCCCAGGGGCCAUCCUGCCCGCUCCUGGCCUGGCGGCCGUGAUUUAUCCCUGGGCACUCAGGAGCAUCACUGCUUUGUACCACGGUCACGCGAGGGGAAGGAAUAAAGAAAGAUAAAUGCCUCCAGCCCGGGAUGCCCGCUGGCCGAGCUGUGCCAUGGCAGAGCCAGCCGGGAUGCCUGGGGCUGGCACCUGCGGAGCAGCCACGGGAGGGGUGGGUGAGAGAGGUGGGCAACGUUUGCUCUGAGGGCAGUGCAAAAAAAUUCCUCCCAAAUAAAGGAAGGGGAAUUUUGUCAGCUGCAGAAGCACCUGUGUGGUGGGAAGGGGAGGCGAUUGGGCUGUGAGAUGCUCCUGGUAUGGGUCACCCUCCUCCUUUGGUGCCGUGGGUCUGAUGGUGCUGAAGGGUGAGUGCAGGCAGCCAGGAAGGAUCCCGGUGGCUUUGGCACAUCCCACAAGCCCCGUGGGGUCUGCUCCUGGCCAGGCUCACUCAGUACUAGCCCUUGCUCAAAAGCCACAUGCCCAUCUCCCCCAGCACGGCCACCCCCCCACCCUCAGACAUUCAGCCCCAUGGAUAAGAUCCAGCUCCACACCCUCUGCCCAGGCUGCCCAUCUCUGCCCCAGCCCCACAGGGAUGCCCUGGCCAUGGGGUCCCUGCCACCCUCUCUGUCUCUGGGGUGAUGCUGAUGAUCCCAGGCUGUCCUUCAGGGAGGGCUGGGGGUGAAUCCAGUUAGUCCAGGCUCCUUCCAGAGGGGUGGAGGCUCCAGAAGCAGAGGGGAAAAAAGAAUUAAAAAGAAAGGAAAAAAAAAAAAAAAAAGAAGAAAAAAAAAAAAGCCACACGAGAAAGCACAUCACUGGUCUGUCCUUGUCCUUCCUUGCCCCCCCAGCUGGGUGCCUUGGUGCUGCAGGAGCUGCCCCAGCUGCAUCCACGUGCCUCCCCCUCCCCAGCCUGGGGUGCUGCUUCGUGCCAAGCUCCCGGCCUUGCCGGCCCUGGUGGAGAGGGGGACGGGGCAGAGCUGUGCCUGCUGCUCCCCAUCCCCCUUCAACAAGGCCAAAUGCCUCCUCCCCUCGCUGUGUAAAUUUUGUACAGUUCCAGAAAGUGAGAGUCUUGUUUCCUGGGGGAAUAAAAAGGAAAAAAAAAAUAAAACCCAAUGAAAAGAAUAAUAAUAAAAAAUUUUAAAGAAUAAACCCUUAUUUAUUGCCAUGUCUUGGGGGAGAAAUGAUCCCCCCAAGUUGCCCCCGGAUUCGGACCCAGGGCGUUGCUUUUGUACCCUGCCUCUAGUGUGUUGGCAUGAGAUGUGUACAGUCACCCCCUCGCCGUGAGGGAAAGCGAUGGCAAAUAAACUCGGGAUGCUUUUUAG
Motacilla alba alba is the source of this 3727-nucleotide messenger RNA. It is a transcript of the gene LHX4, whose product is annotated as LIM homeobox 4. Gene Ontology annotation, molecular function: RNA polymerase II transcription regulatory region sequence-specific DNA binding; DNA-binding transcription factor activity, RNA polymerase II-specific. Gene Ontology annotation, cellular component: nucleus. The transcript is spliced from 4 exons. Gene Ontology annotation, biological process: neuron differentiation; regulation of transcription by RNA polymerase II. Bases 638 to 1906 code for a protein of 422 amino acids. The record is from RefSeq and is a predicted model, not a curated record. Lineage: Eukaryota; Metazoa; Chordata; Aves; Passeriformes; Motacillidae.